This is a messenger RNA of Olea europaea var. sylvestris, 2599 nucleotides long. RefSeq names its product CDPK-related kinase 5-like. The coding region runs from base 280 to 2106 and encodes 608 amino acids. The transcript has 11 exons. Gene Ontology annotation, biological process: intracellular signal transduction; peptidyl-serine phosphorylation; protein autophosphorylation. The record is from RefSeq and is a predicted model, not a curated record. Lineage: Eukaryota; Viridiplantae; Streptophyta; Magnoliopsida; Lamiales; Oleaceae. Gene Ontology annotation, cellular component: cytoplasm; nucleus. Gene Ontology annotation, molecular function: ATP binding; calcium ion binding; calmodulin binding.
GCACCAUUGUCGUUUACUUUUAUCACCUUCUCAACAGAUCCUCUCUCUAGUCUCACCCUACCCCCACAUCCCACCCCAUACCGAGUUUUCCUUUGAAUUCCAAUCACAACAAGAAUUCAAAGUAAACUCCCUCACCUAUAAAUACAUAUAUUAUAAGAAAAUGUUUUCAAAGCAUUGAACUAGAGCGUUUCUAAAUAGAAGAAUUUGUGUGUUCUGGGACUGGGAGGAGAAGAAUCGUGAAGGGGUAAUAUAACAAGAUUUUUCUUAAAUAAAACCCAUAUGGGAAUUUGUACUUCCAAACCCAAAUCCUUAAAGGAAAGUAAUUUUCACGGAUCAGGUGUUAUUCCGACCCAGAAUAAGGACAACCCUGUUCCGGCUGGGGAUAAUAAUGUCAACGGUAAUAUCGAAGAAAUUUCCAGCAAUUUUGAUGAGAAAAAAGAGGAUUUGGAGGUAGGUAAGAAAUCGCCGUUCUUUUCUUUUUACAGCCCGAGCCCAGCUUAUUUUUUCUCGAAGAAGUCUCCGUUGAGAUCCCCGGCGCCGGGGAAUGGGACACCGAGGAGAAUUUUUAAAGGAAAAUUUCCACCGCCGUCUCCGGCAAAGCACAUUCGGGCACUGCUAGCAAAGCGGCAUGGGACGGUGAAGCCGAAUGAGGCGACGAUUCCGGAGGGGAAAGAGGUGGAAGCGGGGGCAGGUUUGGAUAAGAGUUUUGGGUUUUCGAAGAAUUUCUAUAACAAGUAUGAGGUGGGAGAGGAAGUGGGUAGAGGCCAUUUUGGAUAUACUUGUAGGGCCAAGUUCAAGAAGGGGGAGCUUACAGGACAGGAGGUUGCUGUUAAGGUCAUUCCAAAAGCAAAGAUGACCACAGCUAUAGCUAUUGAAGAUGUAAGAAAGGAGGUGAAAAUAUUGCGAGCAUUGACUGGACAUGACAAUCUAAUAAAAUUUUAUGAUGCAUAUGAGGACCACGAUAAUGUCUACAUAGUGAUGGAGUUAUGUGAAGGAGGGGAGCUUUUGGAUAGAAUACUUUCAAGCAGGGGUGGGAAGUACACAGAAGAUGAUGCGAAGACCGUGAUUAUACAGAUUCUGAAUGCUGUUGCAUUCUGCCAUCUUCAGGGGGUGGUGCACCGGGAUCUUAAACCAGAGAAUUUCUUGUUUACAUCCAAGGAUGAAAACUCACAGUUGAAGGCGAUAGACUUUGGGUUAUCAGAUUUUGUGAAACCAGAUGAAAGACUUAAUGACAUUGUUGGCAGUGCAUAUUAUGUAGCACCCGAAGUGCUACACAGAGCAUACAGUACGGAGGCUGAUGUUUGGAGUAUUGGUGUUAUAGCAUAUAUAUUAUUAUGUGGAAGCCGCCCAUUUUGGGCUCGAACUGAGUCUGGGAUCUUCCGUGCCGUCGUAAAGGCAGAACCUUCUUAUGAAGAACAACCUUGGCCUACUUUGUCGCCAGAGGCAAAAGACUUUGUCAAACGCCUACUUAAUAAGGACCCCCGGAAAAGAAUGACUGCAGCUCAAGCCAUGUGUCAUCCAUGGAUAAAAAAUAGUAAUGAUUACAAAGUGCCUUUGGAUAUACUAGUAUUCAAACUUAUGAAAGCUUAUAUGCGUUCAUCUCCACUCCGGAAAGCUGCAUUAAGGGCUAUAUCCAAAACGUUGACUGUAGACGAGCUAUUCUAUUUAAAGGAACAAUUUGCACUUAUGGAACCAAACAAAAACGGUGCCAUAAGCUUAGAUAAUAUCAAAGCGGCCUUGACGAAGAAUGCGACUGAUGCCAUGAAAGAGUCACACGUCUACGACUACCUUGAUUCGCUUAAUGCUCUUCAGUACAGAAGGAUGGAUUUUGAAGAAUUCUGUGCUUCUGCAUUAAGUAUCCAUCAGCUUGAAGCUCUUGAGCGGUGGGAGCAACAUGCUCGUUGUGCCUAUGAACUCUUCGAGAAGGAAGGAAACCGGACUAUCAUGAUUGAGGAAUUGGCUUCGGAGCUUGGUUUGAGCCCAUCUGUCCCCGUGCAUGCUGUUCUCCACGACUGGAUUAGACACACGGAUGGAAAGCUUAGUUUUCUUGGAUUUGUAAAGCUGUUGCACGGUGUUUCCAGCCGAUCUCUAGUGAAAAUGCAAUGACAACUUCGACGCCUAUCUAAACCAGACUUUACUUCAUGCCUGACAAGCUACCGGGAAUUAGAAAAGGCGGGAUAAGAUGCCAUCAAAAUUCUUUUCUUGAAGAUUUGCACCUUCUGCAAAAUUUAUUGGUGCCGUGUGAUUUUCGCUGAUAUGAGGUUCAAGCGUCGGGCUGUUAGCUCCCUCUUUGAUGUUGGACGACCUGAAUGGGUCUAUGACCCUCGUGCUCUUCAAUAAUGGCAUCAGAUCACCUACAUUACGACCGUGAAGCUCUAAUUGGAUGUGUAAUUGGAAGUGAAAUUAUUUGUUGGCUGGUUAUGGGACUUUCUUACCUUGAAUCUUCUUGACAUAUUGGACAACCUUGACGUCUUCCACUGCGUUGUAUCUUCAUCUGUUCUGUACGCUAGAAAAUCCAUUGAUUUUUUGAGCAUUUCUACAUUUUAUCUUCUUGUUGGCUUCUAUACCAGAUCUGAAAGAAUCGGUCACAGUAAUGUUA